ACGUGAACACUCACUGUGUGUGUCGCAACAACAUAAAAUCAAGAUGGCGCCCCAAGUAACAUCAGUCGUACUUGUUUCUUUUUUACUUUCAUUGUCCUCUUUGACAAAAGGAGUUCUUCUACAAUUCAAUUCGGCAAAUAUUUUGCUCAACUUGACAACAGCUGCCGAACACAAUGAAAGUACACAACAUUCACAGAUUAGCUUGAACUUUACUUUCGUCGCCAACCAGAGUUAUAUUAAUGACAUUCCAGUGGCGUCGAAUGUUACUAGACUACCCUGCCAAGCUUUACUUUUGGAUAGCAGUAAUAGCAGCACCACGAAUGUGUCGGGUCUUCACACAUCUUGUGUGAUGCGGGUCCUAGUGGACCAGCUGCAUCUGAGGAGUGAUGAUGGGGAAGAUGUAUUGGUUUUGGUGCUCAAUGAGGAAGUCAUCGAGUUGGACGGGAAAGGGGUUCAACAGCAAGAUGUAUGUGAAGUAAAACUAAUUGUAAAUGAAAACGUUGAGUCCGCCACACAGUUCACCAACACAUACCCAAUGUCCAAGAACAAACUGUUCUGGAUGCCAAGAGAAGAUGAUGUUGUCAUGACAGAUCCUUCCAUUCCUAAGAAAGUAGAGGACCAGGUUGUCCUGCACACCACCAGCCAUUACCCCUUUAAGCAUGCUGAGACCACCCAGGAGGAGACCGCAGCCCCAGGCAAACUUCCAGAGACCCCACUGCGUAUGGACCCAGACCUGCUGUAUGACAGUGAGGAGAAGGAGGCCAUAUCAGACUACCUGCUGCCAGAGUCACCUCUCAGAGCCUCCAUGUCCUCAUAUAAUGCCAUGUGUGAGUGGGUGGAACAGUUGCGGGAGCGUCUGCGGCGCUUCUGGGCCGAGUCUCUGCCAAUCUUCUUUUUGGUCAUGUGGGUGGUUGUGGUGGGUGUGGUGGGCUCGGCUGUGAUCGUGCACGUGCUGGACCUGAUCUUCCCCACCUGCGAGCACCCGGGGGUGUUCCAUCUGAAUCCUGCCACACUGAUGCCCGAGGAUGAGAAGUGCACCCUGUUGGAGAACAUCGAAUUAGUGCCCGAAGAGGAGGAGGAGGAGGAGGAGGGGGCCCAAGAGAAGCAGCAAGUAUAGUGGCAGCUAUAAGUGUGCCUGAGAAGCCAGGUGGCAUUCGAUUGGUAAGCCAGCGUUUCCCAAUUCUGAUAGCCGGAACCCACAGCGCUGCAGGGUUUUUGGUGUCUCUGAGCACUAACACUCUUGACACGACUCAAAGAAAUCAAGACAAUACUAAUUCCGUGGAUUCGCUGAAUCAGGUGUAUCCACUGAAUCAAAACUGUAACAGUUGACUUAAUUAUACAAGGCUUGGAGUUCAUUGGGGGGCGGCAACAGGAUUGGAAAAACGCUGAGCUAAGGGAAACCAAUGACUGUUGUAGCACUUUAAAAAAAAAACAUGUAUAGAUCAACAUUUUCCUAAUUUAUUUUGUUACCAGAAUUAUGGUCCUUCGUCAAGACACAAGUUAGAAUUAUAUUAAAACACACAAAAUGAACCAUUUAAAACACUUUGUAAAUUCGACAUGUGAUGAGGAGGAGGGGCUGUAUUCGAUGAUUGUUACUUCUCCGGGCCUAUGUCAAGAUCAGUGUUGUUUAUAUGGUCACAGGUGAUAAAUCAGGAUGGAAUACGGUGCUCUCAUUAAAAGGAGUCACAUCUUUGCAAUUUAGCCAUGGAAUGCUAUUUGGCAGCUAAAUUAAACAAUCUGGUUCCCCACUUCUAACUGGAAAUAUUUAUGUUUUGUAACAUGCAAUGCUGAUUUCCCAGUUCUUAAUAAUUAUUGUGUGAUGAGGCUCAUGAUGGUAUCAGAAGUAACAGUAAUGAGAUGUAUGCAUGUCUGCUUCAAAUUCACGAGCAGCAUUUAGUAUGGUGAUGCUAGUGAUCACCAAGGUCAUAUUUCAGCUGUAAAUUAUAAAAUGGCUCUGUUUAGUUCAUAAGUUAAAGCUAUGAAUCAUCUUGAUUCCAAAAACCUGCACUGUGUGAGGUGAAAGGAAAUUUGAUAUGUGAGGGAUUGUUAAAUAUUUGUUUCUUUUCAAUGCUAAAGCUUAAAUAUAAGGGGGUCUCACUCUGACUACUCUUGUGUGGGUUCAUUAGUCUGCCGCGUUUUUAAAUUAUUAUUAUUAUUUUAUUGUCUGUUACGUACUGGGUAUGUUUUAAAACAUUUCGAUGGCUGUACAUUUACAAAGAUGAUGUUCUAUUUAUGCAAGUCAUGAGUUAUCGCAGUAGUUGCAUCUCGCUGGUGUAUGACCAACAGCUAUCACAUGGAGCACUCGCACAGUGCAAGCAGUCCAUCCACCAAUGAUGUACAGAAGACUCCAGGUUAUGUCAGGUUGUGUGCGCUCAUGCAGGGCCAGGCCAAAUCCUGGCAUCAGUGUUUACAUAUUAGAUUGAGCUGUGAAUCUAAUUUGAAAUGGAUUUCAAACAGUGCUGCUCAAUAUUGUGCAAAAUCCAGUGGCAUUCAUAGCAGCCGAUUUCCUGAACGGAACCCCUCAAGGAUGUACUGGGUAAAGAUGCUCAACUCACAACCAUAAGCAGAUUGAUUCAUUAGUGCUUCUAUGGUGCCUUGAUUACUUUACCCAUAAUGUGUUUGUGUAUGCCAUGAAAGCAUGUUAGCAUGUUUUUGGUGUUCUUCACCUAAAGGUCAAUGACACUUGACAACCUUGAACUCUGUACAAUAAAAUUGCUAUUGUUUACCAAAAUACCAUUA
This is a messenger RNA of Clupea harengus (Atlantic herring), 2739 nucleotides long. RefSeq names its product glycoprotein integral membrane 1 (gene ginm1). NCBI's taxonomy places the organism in Eukaryota, Metazoa, Chordata, Actinopteri, Clupeiformes, Clupeidae. The record is from RefSeq and is a predicted model, not a curated record.